AUCCUGUAGCAUGGCAGGUGAAGAAGGCUUCUUUCUGGAGGAGAAGAGAUUCAAGCAGUACUGUGAAGACUUUGUUAAACAUUCGCAGCAGAUAGGAGAUGGCUGGGAGUGGAGAACUAGCAAGGACCUUGGUGAUGGUUAUCUUAGUAAGACACACUUCCAAGUAAGAAAUAGACACAUCCCACCAGAUCUCAAGAAGAAAAACAGUGAUAACCUUGAACAAAUUUUAUUUGCACGUGUAGAAGAGCCCUUGGAUGACUCUCAGGCCGCUGGGGUCUGCAGCGCAGAAGAAGUGGUUCGCUAUGAGUACCACGUCCUGUACUCCAGCAGCUACCAAGUGCCCGUGCUGUAUUUCAGAGCCUGCUGUUUGGAUGGAAGACCUUUAACUCUGGAUGAAAUAUGGGGAAGUGUUCAUGCAUCCUACCAGGCUCGUCUGCAGGAGGGGCCCUGGGACACUAUUACACAGCAGGAGCACCCCAUCCUCGGGCAGCCUUUCUUUGUCCUGCACCCCUGUCGAACCAAGGAAUUCAUCUCUGCUGUGCUGAGUGGCUCACAGGAACACCACAGACACACAAAUUACAUCAUACUGUGGCUCAGUACUGUUGGUCCAGUUGUGGGCCUGAAUCUGCCUUUGAGUUAUGCAAAACUGGCACCUGAGCAGAGCACAAAUGCUGAUUUGGCUGAAAGAGCCCUGAGCUGAAGGCCUGGGAGUGGUUAGGCUGUGAUAAAGCUGCUGCAGACUUCCCUGGGGAUGAAGCUGAAGGAUCCUUCUGGCUGGUCAGCCAUGCCAAAAUGGAAAUGGUUGCUCGUGGCUCUUUCUCUGCCCAGGACUCACGGUGGGAAUUGGCUGCAGCUGUGGGAACAGCUCCCCAGCACCACCCAGACCUGACCUCCCUCGAAGUCACCCAUCUCCUGCCUCCUGUGCCCUCGGUGAGGCUGCACACAGAUGCACAAGCCAGAGCUGAGCUGCUGGGUCUACUGAACUUACCCCUAGAAAACCUGCACCAUCUGUGGGGCAGAAAAUGCCCUAUCAACACAGACAAAUGUCUCUGGGAUGUGGUGUGAGCUUAUGGCAGUCAGGGUAUGAAGGUCAUGAGUUUGAUCUUCACAUGGGUUGUUAAUGGGUUAACUGCUUGUCUUCAUUUUCUUCUGCCUUCACUCAGAGUCAGGUUUGAAAACAUGAAGUAGACAAAUUUGGCUUGG
Ficedula albicollis (Collared flycatcher) is the source of this 1203-nucleotide messenger RNA. RefSeq names its product autophagy related 10 (gene ATG10). Lineage: Eukaryota; Metazoa; Chordata; Aves; Passeriformes; Muscicapidae. Gene Ontology annotation, cellular component: intracellular anatomical structure. The record is from RefSeq and is a predicted model, not a curated record. The transcript has 7 exons. Gene Ontology annotation, biological process: macroautophagy; protein modification by small protein conjugation; protein lipidation. Gene Ontology annotation, molecular function: Atg12 transferase activity. The coding region runs from base 11 to 700 and encodes 229 amino acids.